Ostrinia furnacalis (Asian corn borer) is the source of this 3492-nucleotide messenger RNA. It is a transcript of the gene IntS3, whose product is annotated as integrator complex subunit 3. The record is from RefSeq and is a predicted model, not a curated record. The coding region runs from base 138 to 3137 and encodes 999 amino acids. Gene Ontology annotation, cellular component: cytoplasm. NCBI's taxonomy places the organism in Eukaryota, Metazoa, Arthropoda, Insecta, Lepidoptera, Crambidae. The transcript has 5 exons.
GAUCCACGAUGACAUACUCACACAUUCAUGAUUUUGAUUGUGUUGCUUCAUAAAUAUUUUUCGCCUACGAUAGCCAUGCAGGGGACAACCUGUGUUCGAUUUUUAUUAAAAUAAGUAGAUAUAAUAAUUUACAAAUUAUGGAGCAGGGCAAAUCUAAUUCACCUAGAUUAUUCGUGUGCACCGCCAUAGAAAACAAGGAUGAAAUAGAAGAGAGGUACGAGAGAGCUUACAACUAUGUCCACUCUCUGGUGGCUGACUGCAGCGAGAAGGAAGCUCACGAUGCUCUCAAUAAUGCAGUGUGCAAAAACCAUGAAGAUGUAUCACUUGGGCUACUCAUGUCCAUUCUAACGGAGCCUCAUAAUGCUACCAAGGGCUAUAGAGACCUUACUCUCAUCACCAGAGAUGGUCUCACAUGUGUGCUCAACAAUUUGACAAAUCUGAUCUUAGAAAGGUAUUUAAAAUUUCAAGAUACAACUCGAAAUCAACUUUUAUGGCUUAUUAAGGAAAUGAUAAGAAAUGCAGUUACUGGAGUUGAUAGUGUGUGUUGGAAUCUGAUGCGUUAUGCAUCUGGAGGCGAUAUCUCUCCUAAAAACAUAAUCUUAGUGGAAUCUCUACUGGACAUUUACAUUGAAAAUAGAGCUUGGCUUGACAAAUUCCCAGUGCUUAUUUGUAUGGUUGUGUACACAUACUUGAGGUUGAUAGAAGACCACAACAUACCACAACUGAUGAACCUACGACAGAAAGAAGUCAAUUUUGUGAUUGCAUUGAUAAGGGAAAGGUUUGCAGAUGUUUUGUCUUUGGGCAGAGAUUUGGUACGUUUACUCCAGAAUGUUGCUCGCAUACCGGAAUUUAGUCAACUUUGGCAAGAUAUAUUGACUAAUCCAAAAACGUUGUGUCCAACUUUCACCAAUGUUUUGCAACUCCUUCAAACUAGAACAUCACGCAGGUAUUUACAAUCCAGACUAACACCUGAUAUGGAAAGAAAACUAGUUUUUUUGACGUCACAAGUACGGUUUGGCCAUCACAAAAAGUAUCAAGAAUGGUUUCAGAGACAAUAUCUAGCAACUCCAGAAUCACAAUCUCUCAGAAGUGAUAUGAUUAGAUUCAUUGUUGGUGUAAUACAUCCAACGAAUGAAUUGCUCUGUUCAGAUAUCAUUCCAAGGUGGGCUGUGAUUGGUUGGCUACUUACAACAUGCACAUCUAAUGUUGCUGCAUCCAAUGCAAAGCUUGCUCUUUUCUACGAUUGGUUGUUCUAUGAUCCCGAAAAGGACAAUAUCAUGAAUAUAGAGCCAGCCAUUCUGGUCAUGCAUAAUUCAAUGCGGUCACAUCCAGCCGUUACAGCCACUUUACUAGACUUUCUGUGUCGAAUCAUUCCAAAUUUCUAUCCUCCUUAUGCUGACAAAGUUAGACAAGGAAUUUUUAAUUCAUUGCAACAAAUUAUUGAAAAGAGAGUGUUGCCUAAUUUACAACCAUUAUUCGAUUCACCUAAAUUAGACAGAGAACUGCGCACAACUGUAAGAGAAACAUUCAAAGAGUUCUGCAGUAACGGUAAUGGUGAAGGCGUUUCUGGAUUACGUGAUGAUAAUAAUGAAGAACUACCCCGCGGAGGCCCUGAUGAGCCGGCAUUUUCUGAUGACGAGGACGACCCACCGCCAGUCAUAGCAGAAGAUACAGAUGACGACGAUCUCCCGUUGUCAGAAGUCCGAGCUCGAGAGCGUCCUGAGCUGGCCGCAGCGUUGCCGCUAAUCUUGAGGCCGCUCGCCGAAACUCUAUUAGACGAACGUACUGCUGCUGCGGCCACUGCUCUACUUAACGCCUGUAGUGCACCGAUGCCUACGCCUACCGCUCUUGCCGACCUCUUCACGGCUGCUAUACAAGAUUUACCUCCUCUUCGCACCAGUCGCAGUCCCAGUCCCGCGGAAAUGGAUGCUGCUUUAAAUUCUCCAAUAUUUUCCAUGUUCACUUUUCUGAGAGGCACCGGCGAGGGAGCAGAAGCUAGACGAAAACUCGUAUUAGAAACAUUCAAGGAAAUCCACGCUCAAAACACUUUCCACAGUGUGGGAUUUUAUUUACUGUUUUAUUUAAAAGUUGGAUACGAACGUGAGCGUCGCUCAGAACGAGACGGGGCUAAAAGAAGGAAUAUUAAAUUCAAAGCAGACUUAUACAAAGAGUAUUGUAGCUACUUGGAGCUCAAACUCGGAGAUAGUUUAGCUACCGAUUUUGAGACGAGUCAGGAGUGUGAUGCAAAUGUUCUGGUGUGGCUGAUACCAGAUGUUUACCGAGAAUUCAAGGACCAGGCUCAAAACCACAUAAGGUUAUUGCAUGCUAUUGUCUCGACGCUGGACGCGGGUCAGCUUCAAAGGUUGGUGUGUCUGACGCUCCAGGGCAAUCUCAUGAUGUUCAAAUCCGACGAUAUCACCACAAUGCUGUCCACCAGCCUUGGUUGGGAAACGUUCGAACAAUAUUGUCUUUGGCAACUUCUUACCGCGCACGAUAUAUCUGUCGAGGACGUCUUGCCUAUCAUACCCAAACUCUCAUACAAAGACCACGCCGAAGCGCUGACAUCAGUUCUAUUGAUGCUGAAGCAGGAAAGGCCAACAGCGGACGUGCUACGACAGUUAUUCUGUAGAGACGUUGACGAAGAGGAUACAUUUGUUGUGUCAACUUUAUUAUAUUGGUGUCAAGAUUAUGAAGAUAAAGUUGGAGAUAUGCUUUCGGUGUUACUGAGCACGCGAUACCCUGGAACGAGUCCCAAUAAGCGAAAACGCCCUGGAAAACACAGCAUACCGCCUAACGCCCCACCUUCAGCUGAAUUGGUCCUUGGUCACUUGGAACAAAUGAGAGUACACUGCGUGGAACAAGAUGAUAUGUCAAUUUUCAACAUGGAAUGUAUGCAGAAAGCUUUACAACAAGCACAGUCGAAUAGUAGUGAUAGUCUAAGGAAACAGUAUAGCGAAUUAUUUACUUUAGCAUGGGAAGACGAAUUACCAAUUUCAAGGCGCGCUAGAAAAUUAGUCUCAAAUUCGUUGCCUAUCAACCAGAAUUUACAUUCAUCAAAUGACGACAGUGAGGAGGAAGAUUUCGUCAAGCCAAAACAAGCAAAACGUCGGAAGAAGGCAAUUUCAGACAGCGAUUGACAUAUCUCAUGUAAAAAGGAUCGGUAAUUUUAAACACCAUCAGCAAAUUGUAGUGUGGGACAUAGGAGGUUAAACACCAAAGUGCAACUCUACAAUACAAUAAAUAUAGUAUUGUGUAAUACAUAAUAAUUGUUUGUUACCUUAUGUUAUUAUUCAGGUGCAAUUCCAAGAAUGGUACCUUUGUUCGACGGUAUAAGUUUGCCUUUGUUUAUGUACAUUUUUAAUUUAGUAUAUGUUGUCUUAUUUCCAUAGAAUAAUUACGAAAUGUCAGUAGUUGGCGAUAAUGUUUUAUGAAUAAUAAUUGUCUAUCGAUUAUUAAUAUUAAUUUAAAUGGCUUAGGAACUACUUAUAAUAA